AUGCUGGAAAUCGCGAAACAAAAGAAUUGUUAUACAAAUCUCAUUAACUCUUUGGUCACUAAAGAUAUAAGACUUCCGAUUGAAGACAAGACAUACGAUGUGGUAAUAAUGGCCGGUUGUCUCUGUCCCGGACAUAUCAGAUGGAAUUCAUUCCCACAAAUCAUACGAGUCGUGAAAACAGAUGCCCGCAUUCUGGAUAUCGGGAUGGGAACGGGAAAUGUGGGAAUACAUCUCAAACAAAACGGUUACACAAACAUCGAUGGACUCGACGCCUCACCAGAGAUGGUGGAAAUCGCGAAACAAAGAAAUUGCUAUAAAAAUCUUAUCUGUUCUUCGGUUGAGAAAGAAACAAGACUUCCGAUUGAAGACAAGACAUACGACGUGGUAAUAAUGGCCGGUUGUCUCUGUCCCGGACAUAUCAGAUGGAAUUCAUUCCCACAAAUCAUACGAAUUGUUAAAACAGGAGGAGUGGUGUUUUGGUUCGUCGCCGUCUCCAAGACUUUUGAGGAGAAGGACGAAGACUUCCGGAACGGAAACAACGAAAAUCUGGUCAAAUCUCUAACAACUGAAGGAAAAUGGGAUUACAUUAACGGAUACCCAAAAAGAGUAGAGAAUUAUAUGAUAGGAACUGAAGGCGAUAUAUACGCUAUGAAAGUGCAAUAAAUACUAUAAAUCUGAUUUGACACCAUUUAAUAUUGAC
Messenger RNA from Medioppia subpectinata, 700 nucleotides. NCBI's taxonomy places the organism in Eukaryota, Metazoa, Arthropoda, Arachnida, Sarcoptiformes, Oppiidae. The record is from the annotation of a GenBank genome assembly.